AAAAUAUUAAUUAUUUAAUUAUUAUAAUGGUGUUUGUAAUAAAAAGCUCUACCCACACACUGUUUUGUAGGUUUUGGGGCUUUGUCCCAUCUCAGAGCUCUCCUGUCCCGUUGUCGUUUUCCAUUCAAACCCAGAAAUGAAAAUGAACUGAAAAACCGUCACAAACUCCGGCGACGGCGGAAGGGUCACCUCUAACUCCGUUCCACAGAUCAAAUCGACCCCAUUCUGUUGAUACCUUUUUUGGUCUUUUUUUAUCGUUCUUGAACCGUCGAUCUCUCAAGGUAGAAAUUGUCUGCGUUUUUUACGACACCUUUCAUGGCGGGAUGGUCGAUGUUGGAAAAUGGAUCUGCUUUGGAUUCCCUGCAAAAUAUCGGAGCUCAUCAGGGCAACGAUGUUCUACGCGGGGAAGAAGAUGGUGGCUCCGCCGCCGCCGGCGUCGCCGUUGUUGAGAAUGGCUCGGAUGAUAAUGGUGGUCCUGAGGUACGAAGUUUGUUUGAUAAGGUUUUAGCGGCUUUUCUCAAGGCAGUUAGUAAAGAUGGAGUCUUUAGGCCUGUUCCGGUUGUGGUUGAUUACAGUAAACCGCCUGUGGAUUUGUUCAAACUUUUUCUUCUUGUGAGAAACAAAGGGGGUUUUGAAUUUGUGUCGAAGAAGCGUUUGUGGGCUAAGGUGGCCAAGGAAUCGGGUUUGGGUGUUGGUGCUACUGCUUCUGUAAAAUUGGUUUAUUUAAAGUAUUUGAGUGAAUUAGAAAAAUGGCUUGGUGAAAAGAGGUUUACGGAUCAGACCUCGGAAAAUGGAAAUUUUAGGUUGUUGUCCAUGGAGUCGGAGUCAGAGUUUAGAGAUUUGUUUCCAGACAGGGUUGAGUGGGAUGGUAGUAAUAAUAGUAAAGUAGUUAAAUUAAAAUUUGACUCCCAAAAUGGUGGUGAGUGCAACAAGAAAAAGUUGUGUUUGUCAGAUACCAUACAAUGCAAAAGAGACAAUGACGAAAAAAUUGUUCAUAAAGAUCAAGAAGGCGAUGAUCUUUUGUUGAGCUCUCUUAUUAAUAAGAAAGAGAAGACAUGCAAUAAGAGAAAGAGAGAAUCUUUGUCAGGGUUGCUGAAUUGGCUAACCGAUAUUGCUAAGCACUCGGGUGAUCCUUCUAUUGGAAUUAUAGCAGGGCCAUCUAAGUUAAUGGAGCAUGGGGAGAAAACUUUAUGGGUCCAGGCAAUGAGAGCAAGAGAGGUUUUGUUACAAACAAGGCAUCUUGAUUCCAGAAAGGAAGAAUCUUUAGUGCAGAAGAAGUUAAAGAUGCACCCCUCAAUGUAUGAGGAUAACAAUGCAGUAAUUUACCCUUCUUCAGACAGGUUGAGAUCCAGAACAAGAAUUCCAAGUGUAGUGAAAUCUCGUAGUUGCCCUUGUUGCAAGCCAUGUUCAUCCAGUCCAACUAAAUUGAUUAGUACUCAUAAAGUGGAGUUGGAAAGUGAACCGAAGGAGGAAGCAUCUGUAGUUGAUGAUUUACCAGUUUUGGUUAAAGAAGUUUACUCUUCAGAGGAUGACACCAUACAGAAACAAGUUUCUGUUGGACCCCUCUUUCAAGCUGAUGUCCCCGAGUGGACUGGUGUGAUUUUUGAGAGUGAUUCCAAAUGGUUAGGAACAAGGGUCUGGCCAUUGGAAUGUGGAGACCAAAAGGUCUCCAUUGAAACUACUGAUACUAUUGGCAAGGGAAGACAAGAAUUCUGUAACUGUCCUCUUCCAGGAUCUGUUGGAUGUGUAAGAUUUCACAUCGCCGAAGCAAGGAUGAAGCUUAAACGCGAACUUGGUUUGGCAUUUUAUCGUUGGAAAAUUGAUCGUAUGGGCGAGGAAAUUUGUCUUCAGUGGACAACUGAAGAGGAAAAGAAAUUCAAGGAUAUAGUAAGGUCAAGUAUGCACUUUAAUGAGAAGAAAGCCAGGUGGUUUAUCAGGAAAAAAAGAGAACAGGUAGUGAGUUACUACUUCAACGUGUUCCUUGUCCUGAAAAGAAGUUAUCAGAAUCGUGUAACUCCAAUAAAUAUCGAUAGUGAUGAUGACGAAACUGAAUUUGGAAUGAUAGGUGAUGUUUUUGGUAAUAAUGCAGUUAAUGUUUCAGGAUCCAAGUUACCAAAAUGUAUCCAAAAUAGGCAGUGUACUGAUUUGGAUUUAGAUCAAAUGCAGUGAGGAACAACUUUGUCAAUUUCUUAUGAUGUUGAUGCAAAUUUUGAGGCUGGUCCCUAGGUGUUUGAUGCAGACCUUGUUUAUUUUGUUGUAGACCCCCAUAUUAUAGAAUGUGUUGUGGAGAAUUCACAUGAUGGCGCUCAUCAAAAUUUGUUUGGCAUAGUAAUCGUAUUUUUAGAAAAGCCAUACAAAUUGCCUAGAUAAUGCUGCACAUGUAAAUACAUUGUCUAAUACCAAUUUUCAUCACUUUGGACUUUA
Molecule: messenger RNA, 2424 nt
Organism: Cannabis sativa
Lineage: Eukaryota; Viridiplantae; Streptophyta; Magnoliopsida; Rosales; Cannabaceae
Product: AT-rich interactive domain-containing protein 2
Exons: 2
Coding region: 316-2169 (617 amino acids)
Molecular function (GO): DNA binding
Source: RefSeq, a predicted model, not a curated record